UCUCGGCUGCCGUCGCCGUUGUCACCUCACAGGGGGCCAGGUUACAAGUGUCUGCCCUUGUUCGGAAAAGUAAAAGUGGCUUCUGCCAGCUUGGAGCGUGGUGCCUCACCCGGCUGGAGCUGGAGAAGGCGUCCUGUCGCGGCCACCGGCGUGGGGCGGGACAGGAGCCCCCUCCGAGGGGGCAGCCCCGAGAGAACCUGCAUCGACCGGAGCGGUAAAAAUAAGUGACUAAAGAAGCAUAUCUGGGAGUCAUCUAACAUGUCAAGAAGAAGAUUUGAUUGCCGAAGUAUUUCAGGCCUGCUAACUACAACUCCUCAAACUCCAGUGAAAAUGGAAAACUUCAACAAUUUCUAUACACUUACAUCAAAAGAGCUAGGAAGAGGAAAAUUUGCUGUGGUUAGACAAUGUAUAUCAAAAUCUACUGGCCAAGAAUAUGCUGCAAAGUUUCUAAAAAAGAGAAGAAGAGGACAGGAUUGUCGAGCAGAGAUUCUCCAUGAGAUUGCUGUGCUUGAAUUGGCAAAGUCCUGUCCCCGUGUGAUAAAUCUUCAUGAGGUCUAUGAAAAUACAAGUGAAAUCAUUUUGGUAUUGGAAUAUGCUGCAGGUGGAGAAAUUUUCAACCUGUGUUUACCUGAGCUGGCUGAAAUGGUCACAGAAAAUGACGUUAUCAGACUCAUUAAACAAAUACUUGAAGGAGUUUAUUAUCUACAUCAGAAUAACAUUGUACACCUUGAUUUAAAGCCACAGAAUAUAUUAUUGAGCAGCAUAUACCCUCUUGGGGACAUAAAAAUUGUAGAUUUUGGAAUGUCUCGAAAAAUAGGGAAUGCAUGUGAACUUCGGGAAAUCAUGGGAACACCAGAAUACUUAGCUCCAGAAAUUCUGAACUAUGAUCCUAUUACCACAGCAACAGAUAUGUGGAAUAUUGGAAUAAUAGCAUAUAUGUUGCUAACUCAUACAUCACCAUUUGUGGGAGAAGACAAUCAAGAAACAUACCUAAAUAUUUCUCAAGUUAAUGUAGAUUAUUCAGAAGAAACUUUUUCAGCAGUUUCACAUCUGGCCACAGACUUUAUCCAGAGCCUUUUAGUAAAAAAUCCAGAGAAAAGACCAACAGCAGAACUCUGCCUCUCUCACUCUUGGCUACAACAAUGGGACUUCGAAAACUUGUUUCACCCUGAAGAAACUUCAAGUUCCUCCCAAAUUCAAGAUCAUACUGUAAGGUCCUCUGAAGACAAGACUUCUAAAUCCUCUUGUAAUGGAACCUGUGGUAAUCGAGAAGACAAAGAAAAUAUCCCAGAGGAUAGCAGCAUGGUUUCCAAAAGAUUUCGCUUCGAUGACUCGUUGCCCAAUCCACAUGAACUUGUUUCAGAUUUGCUCUGUUAGCACUUUUCUCUUUGACUUAUUUGGACUGAAUUUGAAAUUUUAAAUCCACUCCAGUGUGAGAUCGUGGUUUGUAGCUUCAUAUUUGACAUGUUUAUAUUAUAAAUGCACUUUUGCAUAGAAGAAUUUAGGGAAGUGUUUUAAUGCUAAGUUACUAGUUGCUAGCAUAAUAUCAUAUCCUAUCCUGAGAUAGCUCUACAGAGGAGAAAAAAUAUUUAAAUAUAUGACAAAAAAUAAAAUUGUACAUGUGAGUUUACAUGUUAAUGAAAGAAUUCAAGUUCAGGUGAACUUAUCAAAAUGUUUUAUAUAUCAGGAAAAAAAAGUGGUUUGGGUUAUGUCGUGGUCAGUGUAAACUGAAUAAAAUGAAGACAAUGGAACUUAGGGUCUCUCUCUAAAGUGAGUCCUAUGCCAUGCCUCUAUUGACAUAAUUGUUUAGGAAAACAGUGUAAAGAUUAGGCCAAAAUAUAAACUACUUUAUAGUUGCUCAAGAGACAUUUUGCAAUUGAAAAUGUUUUCAAUUGCAAAUAUUUUGGAACUGUAUAAGAUUCUUAAUUCAUAUGGUCUGCUAUGUGAGAGAGGUCCUUUAACCUUAGCAUAGAAGUUAGAAACCUGAUCAGGGAUAUUUUCUACAAAUUGAAACAGAGAAAAGAGUAGCAUGGCUUUAUUUUUUUUAACUUAAAUGUCUUUUUCCUACUCUCAACAUACUUCAGAUCUAGUAAAGCCUGGAAGUUGGAAAGCAGAUGGUAUGCAAGUGUAGAGGUUUCUCAUCCUUCAGAAUUUCUGGAGUAGAAGAUACUUAGAUAAAACUAAAUAUGCUCUGUUUUUAGUCAGUCAAAUGUAUGAACACAAGCCAGUCAUUCAGAGCUCUAAAAAAAUGCCUAAAAAGUAUCAUAGCACCAGUGGGACUGUUAACACAUUGCUAGAGUCAGCAGUAGCAAGGUUGAUGUGAUCAUAAACAUGAUGAUGUGUAAUAGUUUAAUGCUUAUUGUGUAAAAUUCCUAGUGCAUGAGGAGGCUCAGUGUAAGGCCAUCUGCAGAGUGGCCUCUAGGUGUGGUCUUUUGCUGGGACCAAUGAAAGUAAGAGUCUAGAGAGAGCAGAAUGUUUGACUAGUGGCCAGUGACUGUGUUCAGUCCUAAUAGUGGGGAAAUUUACUUCUUUUUGGACAAUCUAUGGUGAGUUUCCGCCUGAUGACCAUUAAAAAGUCUGUUGUAUUAUCUUAAGAUAAUUGUGAUCUCAUGACCAUGCUACUGUAUCAAAAGAAACUAUAUUUUGGCAAAACAAAACAAAAAAUCAACAACCUGGUGUCUCCCCUUUGAAUCAUGUAUUACUCGAAAACCUUAACUUCUCAAACUUUUGAUAAGACUUCAAAUUCUUCAGUAAUAACUUAAAACUGUUUUAAAUAACUAUGAGGUCACUUUAUUUGACUAAAUGGUGAAUUAUUUUAAUAUCAACAUUUUUUAAGGAAAAGUUACUUCUACUUGUACGUUUGUGUGUGUGUGUGCAUAUGUGUAUAAGUGUAUGUAUAUAUGUAUAAAUUGAUAAAAUAUAGUCUUUAGACAACUUUCUCUUAAAGAUUCUUUGCUCUGGUGUAUUGUGCUCAACUCAGGUGCCUAAGGAGCUCUCUUAUGACAUAUAAAUAUACAUUUAAAUUCUUUUAAGAAGUAGUUUAUUGGUCCAAUAAACUAGACAUUGCAGAAGCUAAAUGGAGCUCUUGUAUAUCUAAAACUGAUGAGUUGUUUCUAAAAUUGUUGAUUGUCCGUUUAUUUGCCUUCAGUAUUAAGAUAAUGCAGAUAAAGCUCAGUAAGCCACUGGAGAAGAAGGAAAUGAUUACUUUUCCCAAAGACCGUAUUAUAUUUGUAAAUUUUUAGAGGAAUUAUGCCAUACCAAAAAAUAAAAAUCAAGUAAUGUUUGAA
Molecule: messenger RNA, 3287 nt
Organism: Cynocephalus volans (Philippine flying lemur)
Lineage: Eukaryota; Metazoa; Chordata; Mammalia; Dermoptera; Cynocephalidae
Gene: STK17B
Product: serine/threonine kinase 17b
Exons: 8
Coding region: 259-1377 (372 amino acids)
Biological process (GO): protein phosphorylation; intracellular signal transduction; positive regulation of apoptotic process
Cellular component (GO): nucleus
Molecular function (GO): protein serine/threonine kinase activity; ATP binding
Source: RefSeq, a predicted model, not a curated record